CGCAGGACCCACCCCCGUCGCUCCCCCUCCCCCAAGGGCGGUGGCGGAGCAGCAGCGAGAAGAGCACUUGCAUUUCUCCUGAAGCUCACUCAGGACCGCACCUCAGGACGCACAGGUCGUUUCCAUCCAAAGACAGCAGCAAAAAUGGACAACAAUGGCGACGGAGGAUGGUUCCCCGGUCUGGGCAACAAUCGCCCAAAACCGAGAAGAAUGGGCAAAGCCGACUUUUACGAAGACCGCUCCGGCAGGUCCACACCUGACAUUUCCACCGCCCAGCAGACCAUCAUCUCGAGCGCUAAUUCCUCUCCAACGAGCACCAGAGCCACCGAAACGGAGGAGGGGCUGGACAGUCUUCAAGAGGACCUUCUGCAAGUCACCGUGGACAGUGGAGGUGUGAUUGAAGAAAUCAAAAUGGAACAUGCUACGGAAAUGUCUGCUCAGCCCGUUUUUGCCGACGAAGGGGAUGGGAGCUCACAAAAUCGUCUGCUUAUCAAGAACGGAAAGGUCGUGAACGCCGACGGAAUUGAAGACGCAGACAUCUUCAUCGAGAAUGGCGUCAUCACUCAACUGGGCCGAAACCUUAUCAUCCCCGGUGGAACCAGGACCAUCGACGCCAGGGGUCGUUACGUCAUGCCAGGUGGCAUUGACACACAUACCCACAUGGAGCUGGAAUUAAUGGGGGCCACGGCGGUGGAUGACUUUUAUCAGGGCACCAAGGCUGCCAUCGCGGGUGGCACUACCAUGAUCAUGGACUUUGUUCUGCCAAAAAAGGGUGAGAGUCUCCUGGAGGCUUUUGGGAACUGGAGGAGAAAGGCCGAUCCUAAGGUCUGUUGCGACUACGCACUCCACAUCGGAGUCACCUGGUGGUCUGAUCAGGUCAAGGAGGAAAUGACCGAUUUGGUCAAGAACCACGGAGUCAAUUCGUUCAAGAUGUUCAUGGCCUACAAGGACUUGUACAUGAUCAGAGACCCUGACCUUUACAAGAUCUUCGAGCACUGUAGAGAAUUGGGCGCGGUGGCUAUGGUGCAUGCUGAGAAUGGUGACAUUAUCGCUGAGAACACUAAGAAAUUGCUCGACGCCGGAAUCACGGGACCAGAGGGACACGAAAUGUCCAGGCCAGAGGACGUUGAGGCCGAGGCCACUCACAGAGCUUGUGUCAUUGCAAACCAGGUGUCUUGUCCCCUGUAUGUAGUGCACAUAAUGAGUAAAAUGGCGGCGGACGUGAUCGCCCUGAAGCGGCGCCAAGGGGCGGUGGUGUUUGGCGAACCGAUCGCCGCCUCCCUUGGCACCGACGGCACCCACUACCACCAUCGUUGCUGGCAGCAUGCUGCGUGUCACGUGCUCAGCCCGCCCCUCCGUCCUGACCCUGAAACCCCACAGUACCUGAUGCAAAUGCUCGCAGACGAUGGUCUGCAAGUGACCGGCAGUGACAACUGCACCUUCAACUUCGAGCAGAAGAAGCUCGGCCGCGACGACUUCUCCAAGAUUCCAAACGGCGUCAACGGCGUCGAGGACCGCAUGUCUGUUCUGUGGGAGAAGGGCGUGGAGUCUGGAAAAAUGGACCCGGCGCGCUUUGUGGCCGUCACCAGCACCAACGCUGCCAAGAUCUUCAACGUUUACCCUCAAAAGGGAUGCAUCGCCGUCGGAUCGGACGCUGACAUUGUCAUCUGGAACCCUGGCAAGACCAGGGUCAUCUCCGCACAGACUCACCACCAGGCCGUGGACUUCAACAUUUUCGAGGGAAUGGAGUGCCAUGGUGUGCCCGAGUUUGUCAUUGUGAAUGGCCGAGUGUGCGUUGAUGAGGAAGAGUUGAAGGCCGUUCACGGAUUUGGCAAGUUUGUGCCAACGCCAGCCUUCCCCCCGCACGUCUACGACCUGGUCGAUGCCCGAGAGAAGGAGCGAAGACCCCAGGGAGUCGUCAGAGGCCCCAACGACGAUGACUACGCACCGACGCAGAACGGCUCAGCCAGUGGGGCCAAGAAACACGCCGUGAUCGCCACUCCAGCGUCUCCUGUGGCUGGAGACGGACACAGUCACGGCCCCACUGCGUCCGGAGGUCGCCACAUGCAGGACACAACAUUCACCCUUGCCGGCGAGUACCCCAAACGGGAUGAUGAUGAUGACGAUGUUGCACGUGAUUCCACACCCACUCAUGGGGAUGGUAAGACGACCGUCAAGGUGAGGAACCCGCCCGGCGGCCGCUCGUCAGGUGGCUUCUGGUAAGGCGAGAGCACAAAGGACGCGCAUUUUGCUUCUUCUCACCCAGCCGCAAGGCAGCUGCUGCUUUUCCUCUUCCCAACUCUAUUCCUUCCCAAGUACGAAGAAUAUUAUAUCAGUCUCAAACCUUUGAUUUUUGCGGGAGGGCAAUUUAAAAAGCUCGCAUCAACUGCAUUUUUUCUGAGCGAAAUGAUCGAUCGUGUGAGAUUCAAAUGAAUCAAAACCGAUAAAAAAGUAAAUAAUGGAAACCACCCCACGCCUUAGGCGAAUAUUUUUAAUUUUGUGAGCAAGUACAUGUCUAGAAUCUUUUUAUCGGCUAGAUUGAUUGUUGAGCCUCCAAGAUGGAAAAAAUGACUUGUCAAAUUUUCUGAAGUGCUGAAUGUAUUUGGGAUAAAAUAUUAAGUAAUACAAGCGCCUGCACUAGAGACUUGUUGUAUAAUUAUGUGUAAAUGAUUGAUUGAUUUUUUUAUUAUUAUUACUAUUGACCAUGCAUUGAUAAUAAAUCUCUUGAUUUGUGCUAUGGA
Molecule: messenger RNA, 2741 nt
Organism: Neocloeon triangulifer
Lineage: Eukaryota; Metazoa; Arthropoda; Insecta; Ephemeroptera; Baetidae
Gene: CRMP
Product: dihydropyrimidinase
Exons: 14
Coding region: 145-2223 (692 amino acids)
Biological process (GO): pyrimidine nucleobase catabolic process
Cellular component (GO): cytosol; cytoplasm
Molecular function (GO): dihydropyrimidinase activity
Source: RefSeq, a predicted model, not a curated record